Molecule: messenger RNA, 1542 nt
Organism: Pseudocercospora fijiensis CIRAD86
Lineage: Eukaryota; Fungi; Ascomycota; Dothideomycetes; Mycosphaerellales; Mycosphaerellaceae
Exons: 4
Coding region: 1-1467 (488 amino acids)
Cellular component (GO): extracellular region
Source: RefSeq, a predicted model, not a curated record
AUGAAGUUCGCUCUUCCAGCGGCAUGUCUGCUGUCAGCGGCACAUGCCGCCCAGUAUAGCAAAGCACAGUAUGAGUCUGGCGAGGUAAUGGCCCAGAUGAUGCAAGCAAAAGAGGCUGCAUGGGCAAAACGCAGAGCUGCUGGCGACUACGAUAGCGCUAAAUGGAAUGGCUGGAACGAGAACUCACGCAACGGCCGGGCCAGCGUGCCGUGCGUUGAUGGCGUCGCUGAAGUAGUUCCUGGUGAUGCCGACCAAACCUACAAGUGUAAGAACAUUGACACGUACGACUACAAGACGCACGAGGAGCUUGGCAGCAACGAUGGCGAAGGUUCUGGUAGUUGGGGCUGGGUUUCUGAUGACGGUCGAGAAUUCAUUGCCAUCGGCCAAACCGACGGCGCGGCAUUCGCAGAAGUCACAAGCAAAGGCGUGCUGAGCUACCUUGGCAGACUGCCAGCUCAAGCAGAUCCCGUCAUCUGGCGGGAGAUCAAAUCUAAUGGACCUUAUAUGAUGAUCGGGUCGGAGGGCGUCGGCCACGGAAUUCAAAUCUUCGACAUGCGAAGGCUUCUGGACAUCGAUCCGGGUAGCCCCAAGGUUUUCUCCACAAGCUCUGACCUGACCGAUCUGCCCCUCGGCCGUUCGCACAAUGUCGUUGUCAACGAGGAGAAGAACUAUGCUGUGGCCGUUGGCGCUGCUCCAAGAUCCGAUGCAUGUGCAUCCGGCCUCAUCUUUAUCAACAUGGACGAUCCGACCAACCCUUACAAGACAGGCUGUGCUCCUCAAGAUGGCUACGUGCAUGAUGCUCAAUGCAUUGUAUACCGAGGUCCUGACACUCGCUACGAUGGGAGAGACAUCUGUUAUGGAUACAACGAGGACACUCUAACAAUCUACGACGUUACCAACAAAACAGGUCCCCAAGCCGCGACCAUAAUCUCACGCACCACCUACGUCGGCGCGACCUACACGCAUCAAGGCUGGGUCCUCGACCCUCAAUGGCAAUCCCACCUCCUGAUGGACGACGAAAUCGACGAAGGCGUCAUCGACCCCGAAAACACAAACCCCGGCCCGGCCUCCGACGGCUUCGCAGUCACCUACAUCUGGAGCAUCGAAGACCUGGAAAACCCGGUGCAAACCGGCUACUACAAAUCCUCCAUCCGGUCCGUCGACCACAACCAAUUCAUCCACAACGGUCUCGCCUACCAAUCAAAUUACCAAGCCGGUUUAAGAAUUUUGGAUGUCAGUGGUAUCCCCGAGGAUCCUACGGGCGGGAAUGUGGAGGAGGUUGCGUUUUUUGAUGUUUUUCCUCCGGAUGACAAUAUGCCCGGGGGAGGGGUUGCCACUUGGGAUGCGGGGACUUGGAGUCAUUUUACGUUUCCGUCCGGGUUUGUUGUUAUUAACACUAUUGAUCGCGGGGCGUUUGUUGUUAGGAGUAGGGGGUUUAGGGGGAGGGGGUUUAGGAGAGGGGCUUAGGAUUGAUUUUUUUAGAGGAGUAUACUCUAAUAGUAGAUCUUUAGGUAAAAGAAUACGCUAGCUAUAGUGUUUUAU